Messenger RNA from Fraxinus pennsylvanica, 648 nucleotides. The record is from the annotation of a GenBank genome assembly. Lineage: Eukaryota; Viridiplantae; Streptophyta; Magnoliopsida; Lamiales; Oleaceae.
AUGGGUGCUUUUGGUAGAGUUCUUGUAAUGAUGGCUAUAGUGACGUUAACCAGAGUUUCUGCGGAUCCAGACAUGCUUCAAGAUCUUUGUGUUGCGGAUCUCACUUCUGCUGUGAAGGUGAAUGGAUUUACUUGCAAGUCCAAUGUGACUGAAGAGGACUUCUUCUUCGCUGGCCUAGCUAAACCCGGAGCCACCAAUAACUCCAUGGGAUUAGUGGUUACAGCAGCCAAUGUGCAGAAAAUUCCUGGCCUCAACACCCUCGGCGUGUCACUUUCGCGAGUCGACUAUGCCCCUGGUGGCCUAAAUCCGCCUCACACCCACCCGCGAGCCACCGAGAUAGUUUUCGUGCUGAAAGGUAAAUUGGAUGUGGGAUUCAUCACCACAGCAAAUGUCCUCAUUUCCAAGUCAAUCAAAAAGGGCGAAAUCUUUGUUUUCCCUAAAGGCUUAGUUCACUUCCAGAAGAACAAUGGGAAGGUGGCUGCCGCCGCAAUUGCAGCCUUCAACAGCCAGUUGCCGGGGACGCAAUCCAUUGCCGCCGCAUUGUUUGCUGCUUCACCACCUGUGCCUGACAAUGUUCUCUCGAAGGCAUUCCAAGUCGGUACAAAGGAAGUUGACAAAAUCAAGUCCAAAUUUGCACCCAAAAAUUAG